AACCCGGGCAGCGCUGUGACAUACAGAAUAAGACCAAUCGACAUCAUCAACCAUUACCUGACAACUCAAUUUAUAUUCUUGACAGAAUCUUAUCGACUCAUAUUCGGCACUUAUGCUUCUUGUGAACUUCGAACCAAGCAGACAAUAACUCUUCGACCUCAGCCAUCUGAAACCGAAGCUUCUCAAACACAACCUAACAGUUCAAUACCCAGAACUCUCCAUCUUCGCAGUUCGACAUUUGAUUGCACAAGAUGUCAAAAAAGCAAGAGAAACUGACACAAGAGGAGAUAUGGGAUGAUUCUGCCCUGAUUGACUCUUGGAACGAAGCCUUACAAGAGUACAAGAAAUAUCACAGCAUUCACGCUAAGGGCGGAAGUGUACGGGAGUUAGAGCCUCAAAAUCGGGCCGAGGCGGAGGCUGAAUCUGGAUCUGAGCAACCCCAAGUUACAGAAACAGAAGAGAUUGAGUUGGACUCGGGAACAGCAGAACAAAACAAGGAGAUCCCAUCGUCGCGCAACGAGUCUAAGGAGCCAAUCGCGUCACAAGGGACUUCCUCAUUUCCUAUACAAACCGUCCUAGGUUCCGUUCAGGACGAAAGCCUCAAGAAACUCCUUAUGUCAUGGUACUAUGCUGGGUACUACACAGGGUUGUACGAAGGACAACAGCAAGCUCAGCAGAAGUAGGAUGGUUCGUAAGCGAAGAAACAAUUUUGCAUCCUUGAAACACGGAAGAGCGGUAGUCAUCCCCAAUUUUGUCAGA
Messenger RNA from Fusarium oxysporum Fo47, 759 nucleotides. RefSeq lists its product as uncharacterized. The record is from RefSeq and is a predicted model, not a curated record. NCBI's taxonomy places the organism in Eukaryota, Fungi, Ascomycota, Sordariomycetes, Hypocreales, Nectriaceae. The coding region runs from base 252 to 683 and encodes 143 amino acids. The transcript is spliced from 5 exons.